This is a messenger RNA of Ixodes scapularis (black-legged tick), 1014 nucleotides long. Its product is annotated as leucine-rich repeat and immunoglobulin-like domain-containing nogo receptor-interacting protein 4. Gene Ontology annotation, cellular component: plasma membrane. The record is from RefSeq and is a predicted model, not a curated record. The transcript has 3 exons. The coding region runs from base 1 to 1014 and encodes 337 amino acids. NCBI's taxonomy places the organism in Eukaryota, Metazoa, Arthropoda, Arachnida, Ixodida, Ixodidae.
AUGGUGCGUGGCACACCAGAUGCGCUGCUGUUACAUGUGUUGCUCUUGCAAUGGCCCAUGACCAACUGGGCGUCCUUGGCACCCCCGUGUCGCUUUUUUGACUCCACUAUUUUCUCGAAUGGCUCGAAGCCCGCACUCUACAGCUACUACAAGUGCUCCGGCCUCGAAAGCUCGGCCGACUUCCACAGACGUGUUGAGAGCGCUCUGCAUGCGCCUGGACUUUGGCUAGUGGUCAAGGAUAGCAGUCUAGACGUCUUUCAUCCAAGCUCCUUCGCUCGCGGUGACGUGUCCAUCCUGGAAGUAGACAAUGUCACAGCGACCACGCUUCCCACUCCCGAUGCAAAGGUCCACCGAUUUCCAGGACUGGAGGGCUCACUGCGCAGGCUCGUGUACCGAAGGAACAGUACCCUGCCUACGCAUUGGGGAGUGCUGGCACGCUUACUAGUACUCGAGGAACUCGAAUUCUACGAUAUGGGCAGUAUGGCUCUUGGUGCAGACUUCAACAAACUGCCGAAGAGCGUGACAACCAUCCAGGUUCGCGACUGCUCCAUCGACUUCGUGGAUAGUCUCUGGCUAUCGACGCUGAGUAACCUAGAAACGGUCAUCGUUACUAACAGUAACCUGAAGACGAUUGCCAGGACGAUGUUUCCAAGACCAGCGCGACGACUCAAGACCAUGGAUUUCUGGAGAAAUUCCUUGACUGUUCUGCCGGCGGAUAUUGGAGAAGAGUGCCCAGCCCUGCGAUUUAUAAAUGUCGCCCACAACAUGCUCACUUCCAUCGACAAGGUCACCAUGUCUUCACUGCGCAACCAAAGAACUUACGUCUACGCGGCUGGAAACCCUCUGCACUGCGACUGCGCACUUGCCUUCCUGUCUCGGUUUCCCGAAGUGGCCUCAUCGAGCCGCUGUGCCACCCCCGAGCCCCUCAAGGGACGCUACCUGAGCGACGUGCCCAGAGACCUGCUCGGCUGUGUUGAACAGCACAACGUCUCAGUUCGUGGCCCUGGACCCUGA